AUACAGGGGGAGCGUCGGGCAUCUGGAUAUAUGUUUGAGACAUACAGAAUCUGAUUUGAUACACCUGAGCACCUAGAGGAGGAGCCAACUAUGCCUCUGCAACAAAUCUCCAUCCAAAAUUGGACCCUGUCACUCUCCCCCGUCCUGCUGGGCGUGGCUUCUGCCUACGUGUGGUUCUAUCGUUCCUACAUCUGUAAGAAGCCCCGCCUUGUAUCCGACCUGCCAUUCCAGCUAUUCCUGGAGCGUUAUUGCCCCAUAGUAAAGGAAAAGUUCCGACCCACCAUGUGGUGCUUUGGAGGGAGGAUCCAGACAAUCCUGCGAGUGAUCCUGCUAUCCAAACCUCCCGUCUCCUAUAGAAAAGAAAUCCUAAAAACCACAGAUGGAGGGCAAAUCUCUCUGGACUGGGUCGAUAAUAACGAAAGCUCUCAAUUCCCUGGCGCUUCCUUGCGGCCAACGGUCAUCUUCUUGCCCGGUUUAACGGGUAACAGUCGGCAGAGUUACAUACUGCACUUAGUGCACCAGGCCAGCAGAGAUGGAUAUCGAUCUGUCGUGUUUAACAAUCGUGGUUUUGGGGGAGAAGAGCUGCUGACCCCUCGUACCUUCUGUGCAGCUAAUACUGAUGACCUGAGUGCAGUGGUGUCUCAUGUCCAUAGACAGUUUCCUGAUGCCCCAGUGCUGGCUGUCGGAGUAUCACUGGGAGGGAUGAUGCUCCUGAACUAUCUGGCUGCACAGGGCUCAUCAGUUCCUCUUUGGGCCGCGCUCUGCUUCUCCACUCCAUGGAAUGUGUUUGAGUCCACGCGGUCUUUGGAGGAGCCACUCAACUACCUUCUCUUCAACUAUUCGCUAAACAAGUCGCUGAGGAGAGCCACUGAGCAGCAUCGUCAUGUCAUUGGGAAGGCAGUAAAUGUGGAUCACAUAUUGCAGUCCCGAUCCAUCAGGGAGUUUGAUGAGCGCUACACCUCAGUGGUUUGGGGCUUUCCCUCUUGUGAUGACUACUACACUCAGGCCAGUCCUGAUUUCAAACUCAGCCACAUUCGGACCCCUGUUCUCUGUCUCAAUGCUGCAGAUGACCCGUUCUCCCCCAGUGCAGCCAUUCCUGUGUCUAAAGCCUCGUCCAAUCCCCAUGUGGCUCUGCUCAUUCCUGCCCAUGGGGGGCACAUUGGCUUCCUGGAAGGUCUUCUCCCCACCCACCAGCGAUAUAUGGACCGGGUCUUUCAGCAGUUUGUUGGGGCCAUUUUGGACCAUCGAGAUGAGCUGAACCUGGGAGAGAACCAUCAAUAUCCCAAGACCCCCAACUGGCAGAGAGAGCCCCAGUGGAAGAUAUAGAAGGACAUAUUGGAUAUUAGAAGAUAUAAAGAAGGGCAGAUAUUAAGGGUUGGCGGGAGUGGACAUUUUCUAGGGUACAGAGUCCAUUUGAUGGUCCCGGCCCCGAUACCCCACACAACUAAUUACUUGUACUGAGAAACACGACCAAGCGCAGGGAUACAUUAUGGCUUGAGACUGCAAUACUUCAACCCCCAUAUGUACAACACACUAAGUUUGCCCAGGUGCAGUAACCCAUGGCAACCAACAAAGAAACACUUUGAAACAGGUAAUCAGUUAUCACUUGCUACUAAUUAGUUACUAUAUGUGAUUAUUAUGAUCAAUGGAGAAAGCUUUGGGUGCUGAAUAAAGCAAGGUCCCCCCAUGUCUGAAUGAUGCUGCACCCACAGUUACUGUCCUGCAAGGCCAAGCAAGUGUUCCAUCCUUACUCAUGAUAAUUGGGGCACAGACACUGCACCCCCUGUCCCUAAUUAAUAUUCAAAUCCAGUUGAGUGAAUAACCUGCAUUGUUCAUGGAGUGGGUCAUUCCUCAAUUCUGUGUCACAUAAACAUCUGCUUUGGAAUAAAGACAUCAGAGGGAAUGAAACGGAA
This is a messenger RNA of Xenopus laevis (African clawed frog), 1913 nucleotides long. RefSeq names its product abhydrolase domain containing 3 (gene abhd1). The transcript is spliced from 10 exons. Lineage: Eukaryota; Metazoa; Chordata; Amphibia; Anura; Pipidae. Bases 91 to 1326 code for a protein of 411 amino acids. The record is from RefSeq and is a predicted model, not a curated record.